Dermatophagoides farinae (American house dust mite) is the source of this 753-nucleotide messenger RNA. RefSeq names its product DNA replication complex GINS protein PSF1. Lineage: Eukaryota; Metazoa; Arthropoda; Arachnida; Sarcoptiformes; Pyroglyphidae. Gene Ontology annotation, biological process: DNA strand elongation involved in mitotic DNA replication; DNA replication. The record is from RefSeq and is a predicted model, not a curated record. Gene Ontology annotation, cellular component: GINS complex.
GUGGCGCGAUAUCUCAACUUUAAUUGUUGUCUUCAUGCUGUUAAUAUCUUUGAUCAAAAAAUAAAAAAAUAAAGAAAAUCUAUAAAAAUGUUUGGUGAAAAAUGUGUCGAUCUAAUCAAAGAAUCGACCCGUGAUAGUUCCGAACUAAUCGCUCCAUACAAUCAGAUGAUGGUUAACGAAGUUUUCGAUGAGAUGCGUUUGAUUAGCCAAACAUUAUUCGAAUCACUUAAUUCGGACAAUGAACAAGCACCAACAAGUGACGAGCAGCAAAGUAAUUAUGAUAGCCAGAAUCGUCUCCUGGUCAACAAAGUAUAUCUACGUGCUUUUCUCUGGAACAAACGAUGUCUGCUUGCCUAUCAUCAUCAUCGAUUGGAACGAUUAAAAAAAAUUCGUUGGCAAUUGGGUGCUAUAUUACCUGAUGAAGUAAAAUGUAAUCUAUCAGAAGAUGAAAUCAAAUGGUUUGCUGCUUAUUCACGAAAUCUUUCGGAUUACAUGAAUCGUUUGAACGAUAACAAAGGUAUCGAUCUGACAUUGAUGCGUAAUCCACCGAAAAAAUUAUAUGUUCAGGUUCGUUGUAUCAGUGAUUAUGGACCACUUGAAUUGGAUGAUGGAAAUACCGUUGUUCUUAGUAAGGAUAGUAUGCAUUAUCUACCGUUAUCCAAAUGUGAGAAAUUAAUUCAUCAAGGAGUGUUGGAACAAAUUCAAUAAUUUUAUUUAUGUCAAUUUUGUUACAAUUAAUCAACAAAGAAUAAA